Messenger RNA from Prunus armeniaca (apricot), 489 nucleotides. NCBI's taxonomy places the organism in Eukaryota, Viridiplantae, Streptophyta, Magnoliopsida, Rosales, Rosaceae. The record is from the annotation of a GenBank genome assembly.
AUGGCCAUCUCUGGGGUUUUGUUGUUGUUUGCUCUCUGUGUGCUUCCGGGGCUUGUCAGCGCACGCACAUUGGGCAACCCCUUCCACAUCCAAGGCCGCGUCUACUGCGACACUUGCCGUUGUGGUUUUGAGACCACUGCCACCACUUACAUUCCCGGUGCAACUGUGAGAAUUGAGUGCAAAUACAGGAACACCUUGCAGCUUGCUUACAGUGUUGAGGGAGAGACCGACGCAACUGGAACAUACAACAUUUUGGUUGAAGAUGACCAUGAGGACCAAAUCUGUGAGUCUGUUCUUGUUAGCAGCCCAGUAAAUGACUGUAAAUCAGCAGACCCGGGACGUAACCGUGCGAACGUGGUGGUCACCCGUUACAACGGCGUCGUUAAGGACAAGCAUUACGCAAAUAACAUGGGAUUCUUCAAGGAUCAGCCGUUGGCUGGGUGUGAAGAACUGCUAAAGCAAUACUUGAACUAUGAUCAGCCACAAUAG